AUGUACACGGACCAAUCGACUCCUCCCUUCAAUUCGCCCUAUCAACAACAUGCAUCGAGACCAAUCACUCUUCUCGAGUCAUCAUAUCCUUCACCGGGACGGAGUGAUGGCCAGUCAAAAGGUCAGCAUGGCCUUGGACUUUAUGAAUAUCAGCAACCGCUGUCGACUGGGUUGCCAUCACCACAGUCAUCUGAAGUGUGGAACAGUCACUAUUCGACUGUAACCUCUCCUCUGGUGACCGAAGCACUCGCAGACCCCUGGGCGUCAGGAGCAUUCGAUCACCCUGUCGUUCGAUCACCAUUGCCCUGGGCCUCCGUUCAGACAUCUCCCCGAUCAUCGUUGUCAUAUACUCGCGAGAUGUCAGCUUUUUCACACGAAGAGUCAGAGUCAGCAUAUCCCGUCAAAGUGGAGGGUUCUGUAUGGGACUCCAACGUGCAUUUUGCCACACAGGCUUCUUCGGGAAUGAAUAUGCUCCCAUCUUCGAGAUCGUCGCCACAGACUGUUGUCCCAAACAUGUACCCGUAUGAAAAUGCAUAUCCUUCGCCAGGCAUGUCCAGAUACGAACCGACACCAUCUUACGACUUCAACCAUCGUGGUUUCAAGCAGACAUCUCCUGAAGGCAGUCUUGGUAGUCGUCACUCGACAUCAUCUCCCGGAUAUGUUUCAAGAACUGAAAACCGCCAAAGGACACGCAACCGGAGACAUACAGAUCCCGCGCAUGCCCUUUAUCACUGCCGACUCUGUCCCGGGAAAGGGUUUGCACGCAGAUACAACUACAACCAGCACAUAUUGACGCAUGACACCGAUCGCAAGAAGGAGCACGUUUGCACCCAUCCUGGUUGUGAUAGGAAAUUUGUUCGCAAGACGGAUUUGACGCGCCAUGACCAGAGCCGUCAUCAACAAGCAAGGCAAUUCAGAUGCAGUCUGUGCCCUUCAGCCUUUGCACGCAAAGACACACUACGAAGACAUGAGACGGAUGGCUGUCCUCGGCGCCACCAGAUAUCUGUGGCCGAUCCGCAGCUGCUAUCCCAAUUGCAUUUAUGA
Messenger RNA from Plenodomus lingam JN3, 1044 nucleotides. The record is from RefSeq and is a predicted model, not a curated record. Lineage: Eukaryota; Fungi; Ascomycota; Dothideomycetes; Pleosporales; Leptosphaeriaceae.